UAUUAAAAUUAAAAUUUUGUAUAGUUAACCUUACUCAUGGGAGCAAUUUUGUCCCAUCAAUUCUAUUUAGUUAACAAAUUUGAAGUUGUCAAAUUCCCAGCAGUGUUCAAGAUAUAUUUAUGUAUGGUGUCCUCGGCGUGCUUCUCUUAAUUAUGGGCGUGUAUUCGGCUCUCAAUGACGGGUUGCCAUGGAGCAGAAGGGUCGGUCGUUACAAGAUCGAACUGCUACCAAUAGCGGAGGAGGAAUAUGAAGCAGGCAGAGUUCGUAAUGCGUAUCCUUUGGCUAUUGGCGAUUCAGGCCCACGGAAUCAAUCCUUUAAAGGGCAUCUGAGAGGUCAAGCAUUGGUAUCACUCGAUAAAGGAAAGAAGUUUAAAUUAAUUGGGCCAUCUAAAGCUCAGAAUCAAAACUACGACAGGAUAGAGAUGACAAUCGAUAGUUCAGGAAAGCCGGUGGACCCCGGGGCACACCGUCGCUACGUCAGGACUUACGGAUCGUGGGCAGCGAUAAGCGCUCCAGUAAAAUCGUUCAUCAACGAGACUUUUGUUAAGCGGUAUAGAAGAAAGAGGAAAAAGAAAAGGAGGAAAAAUGGCUUACGUAGAAUUUCAAAUUCAAAAAUUACAGACCCAAAUUUGAAAAAUGCAUAUGUCAGGUCUAUUUUUGGAUUAAUGAAUGGACUCAAUUGCACCUGUCCACCAUCGCCUGAGGAUACAACUAGAAUAAGGUUUAUUCUAACACCAUGUGAAUGUGAGGCAGAUUACGAAUUCACAGAACCGACUGAAAGCAACGAACUUAGCGACGAAGAAACCGUCGAGGAAGGUUCCAGUAUAGAUAUCUCCAGUUCCGAAAUAUGUACGGUAGAUACCUCUGGUCCCGAAGAAAAUAUCGGCGAAGAAUCACCUGAACCUCUUUGUACCGAACCUGAAAGUAUAGAAUGCGAAACUAACAGUGAGCAAGUACAGACUGACCAGUGUUGUCAACUAGAUCCGAUGCCGAAGCACACAAUUGACGAAUCUCGUAAAUGUAUGUGUCAAAUGACAGACCCUACUGAAGAACCCAUAGAAGAUUACGCCACCUACAAAACAUUUCCUUUUUCUGGAUGUAAACGUAAGAAAAAAAUACGGAGACCAGGCCUGAAACAUUCCGCAAUAACAGUUCGUAAGUGUUGUGAACCCAAUCUUCGGCGAAUUUUGACCCUUCCACGGAGUACAAAAAAAAGUAAAUGUACAGAUUCACAAAAUGUGUCAAAGAAAAAGAAUGAGAAAAGUUCUAAAAUCAAAUUCAGUAGGAAGUAUUCCAAACCUAAAAGAAAAAACCGUGUUGCUCAUUUGAAAAAAAAAGAAGUUCCAACAACAUAUAACAUUAUAAAAACUGACCAAACAGAAUCUUUGCGGGAAUGUGAGAUUGAUAGUGUACUUUCUAGAAUAAAAGGAAGGAUUAACACAGAAGAAAGCACUAUUAAUAAUGUAGACAGUGUUUCAAUAGAAAGUGCCGAGGAAGUUGGCGAAGAAUCAGAAAAUCUUGGCUGCUGCUGCGGUAGUAAUUUGAACAGUGCCCGCACAGAAAAGUCCAGUUCAAUAUCUACUAAUGCGGGGCUUCUUGAUGCCAUGUUUAAGAAAUUUCUAGGUGAAACAGAAGAUGGUAGUUCAGCAAAUUGGAUGUCAAAAGACCCUCCCAACAAAGAUGAAAGUGUAACUCUAAUCAUAAACGUAGAAGAUGAGGUGAUAGCGCCGCCAGCGGUUAACCUGAGCAUGUGCCCGACGAACCCUUUGUCCCUCGCUGUCGAAGAAAUGCUGGCUGAAGUCAAGUGGAAGAUGACGGAGGCUAUGGCGACGGCCACCACAGACAUGAAGAUGCUAACUGAAGUCAAAUGGAAGAUGACCGGGGCCUUCCCUACGACCACCUCAGAGACACAGACCGAAACCGGAAUCAUCACCGCCGAGAAGUUGAAGCACGUUAAGCAUCGAUCGCGCACAACCAACGAUCCGAGUUCUAAGCGCGGUCUAAUUUGCACUAAUUGUUUCAAGUACAACUACCCUUCGCCAUCGAACGACGAUGACCUUAUUUCUGCUAAGCCUGUUGCAGAAACGGUUACACACCACGAGGCAUCACACUGUAUGGAACUGCAUGCACCGGAGCCGAAUUCAGAUCCUCAAGAUAUUCUAGUACCAUAUCCCGCUAAUGAAAUUCCGGUAACUGACGCUGAUUACGAUCAAAUCAUUGAUCACAUUCGAUGCAAUUUUUCAAACGAUGAGAAAAAAACAACGCUAGAUAUAUUAAAGCAAAUAUGCGAAGAUAGAUACAAAUCUGUUACUCCAUCAUGUAUUUGCGGUUCCCUUCAGAAAGAAACUGCGAAAGAUAAUUUGGAUUAUGACACUCAACUCGAUACCAUCAUAACACAAAAAACUCAUCAUACGGAGUCCCAAACCACUAAGCAGCAAGAGGAUGAUUAUAAAGAAAGUGAUACUGUACUGGAUGAAUCAACAAGGCGACUUGAUACCAGCCAACACACUCAGCGUAACUCUUGUACAGAUGAAAAAACGCACAUACCAAUGAGUAUUAGUCGCAAGGCCACAACCAGUUUUGAAACGACAACUCUGAAUGACCUUGACCUGGAGUUAACGUCAGAUUAUGAUGCUCCAGUGAGUGCCCAAACCAUCUGCUUUCCAAUAAGUGACUUCAACGGACCUGAAAUCACUACGGAACUUCACAAGACUAUAAAGUCUUCGAGUGUCACCAAGCAACAGACACGGGCUGAAAAGACCACUCCAACUCUAGCAGAUGAGGAUAGCACGCCACCUAAUCCAGUUACUCCCCAAACCAUCUGCUUUCCAGUCAGUGACCUCAUUGAACCUGACCCCACUACAAUACUCCGCAAGACAAUAAAGGCUUCGAGUGUCACCGAGCAACAGGAGACAACCACUCCGACUAUAGAAGAAGGGAAAACCACCAAAGAAGAUGACAAGCAUUUGCCGCCCCGUCCAUGGAAACACAGUGAUAGUUCAGUAUCUCGCCAAACUCUUUGCAUUCCAAUUAGUGACAUAAUUGAACCUGACACCACAACACUACAUCGCAAGACUGUAAAGGCUUCGAGUGUCAAUAGUCAGCAGACACAGGUCAAGGAGACCAUUCAAGAAUAUGAGGAUACUACGAAACCUUGUAAAGAAGGUGGCAAGCAGGUAACGCCCCGUCCAUGCAGUUGCACGCAGCCAUCGUCCACCACUCACACGCGUCAUCAUACGAAGGGUCAUUCUCAUCACUAUACUCUAUUUUUUCAUCAUCACAAUCCUUCUUCUGAGGAACACGUUCCUUCUUCUCAUCAAGAUAUCACUUCGUCUGAAGGAUGUAUUCCUUGUUCUAAUACUAGUCUUAUGUCUUCUACUGAUGACCUUCCUUCUUCUCAUAAAGAUCUUCCUUCUACUCUGAAAGAACUUCCUUCCUCCCAUAAAGACCUUCAUUCUACUCAUAAAGAAGAUAAAUCGUUUCAUAAAGACUUUCCUUCUACUCAUGCGGAGGUUGCUGAGAGUUCUGAAACAGGCAAUGAAGAAGGGGGCGAUCGGUCUGAUAACGACGUAACACUGACUACAAGUAAACAUACCAAGACAAGUAUCGGGAAGUCUGGAAAUGGCAAACUGAAACCCAAAAAAGAAAAACUGAAGCCACAGAGGUUCAAAUUUUACCCACCCUUGUCUUUGUACCGCACAUGGCUCAGUCCUUGGGCAGCUGUACAAAUCAAACAGCCAUCAUCUCGUAACAAACCAUCCGAAUCCAACGAACGUGGUCAUCAUAACUAUAAAAAGGAACAACACGUAGACAACUUGCCCCACCGGCCUAUGACUUCAACGCAUACAAUGAUCCAGUCAAAUAUAAGGACUGCUGCUUCAACUAACAUGCUUCCAAAUCUUGGUAAGUCAAAGGGUGUCUACAUGGGAGCUAUUAUCGUAGGAAAUAAGUACCUACCACCCGGUUUUUACAAGCUUGAAGAUUUGAAAAAACUAAAGAAUUCCGGCAUUUCAAUACCGAAAGUUGUAGACAAAAAAUCUACAGCCGGUAACGCUAGAAUUGAUUAUUCAUUAAGGAGAGUAUUGCAUCUGAAUCGUGAUCGUAGGAACAAUAAGCGAAAAAUUAUAAAUAAAAGUCGUUAUUCAAAACCACCGUUAAAUAUAUAUUCAAUGGUACAACUUCCAAAAGGCAAAAUUGGCAGAAUCGUUCUCGAUGAUGAUAUAUCGAACACUAUGAAGGAUAAGGAUUCAGAAACCUAUGAAUUGUAAGGAGAUGAAAAGGAACAGGUAUUGAAAAUAUACCUGUAACGAAGACCGUAUAAAAAUAACCGUUAUAACUACUGGUUAAAUGAAAAGUAUGACGAUCGCCUUGCACAGAAAACGCUAAAAUAGGGGAAGUCUAAUAUUAAUUUAUUACAGUAGAAACUCACUUUCCGAAGCGUAAGAUCAUUCCGAUAAGAAGUAUACUACAGAUUUCACGCGGAAAAUGAGCCAUAUUUAAGAAUAAUCGUUAUGAUAUUAUUUUAUUAACAAAUUCAUAAAAUAAAAAUAUUCAAAUUUCUACCAUUCAUUGCCCAAACCUUUGAAUUAGAUUUAUUCAAGAUGAAAAAUCGACGAUUUACGAAUAUACUCGGUUUUAUAAAAUAAUAUAAAUGACAUUGAAAAUUACAAUUAAAAAGUCGUACUUUUCAAGAAGAAAGCCUCAAGACUUAAAUCUGAACCGUAAGUGUCGAUCCGAGAGAAAAAAAAAAUAUUUGUCCCAUUUACAAGCAAUCACGUAAUAAAAGAAAAGCGUUUUCAUAUCCAUUAUAAUUCAGACCGUCAUAUAAAUAAUUAAGUAUAAUUACGGUCAUCUCAAAUACAGCACUGAAAAAGGAAACAAAACUACCUGGAAAACAGUUGGAAUGGAGGAAAUUAUUAGGAAGAAUAUAAGAAUAAAGACAAAUAAAAAGGGUAAAAGAAAAUUAUUUAAGUAUGUUUAAAGUAUUCAAGUCACUCACAAAGUUCAUGUACAAAUUGAUAAUUUAAUAAAUCAAGAGAGAAUAAAAUUUUAAAAAUUACCAUCUAAGGGCGAAUGGAAUGAGAGGAAAAUAUUAUGAAGCAGAAAAUGAACACAACAAAUUAAAAAUAAAAUAAGAAGGCGACUUUUGGAUAAUAAUGAAUAAACCAUGAAAGAACUUCAAUACAUUUAUCAUCAAUAAAAAUAUUUCGGAAAAAAGAAAAGUUUUAAUAUUAGAAAAUA
Messenger RNA from Nezara viridula (southern green stink bug), 5241 nucleotides. NCBI's taxonomy places the organism in Eukaryota, Metazoa, Arthropoda, Insecta, Hemiptera, Pentatomidae. The record is from the annotation of a GenBank genome assembly.